UGAGUGCGCACAGUCACUAACUAUCAGUAUUGCCAUUGACUUCAUGCAGCUAACAUUAUUUAAAAAAUAAUUUCAAUACGUUUUUUUUAAAUUUAUAUAUACACGAGUGAUUCAUUCGUUAUAAAAAUAUUAAAUUAAUAAGAGAAAGUGAAUAUUUAUUCAGUGGGAGUUUAAAAAUACAUAGUAAUAAUUUUUUUGUUAAAAGAAAAAUCAGUUUAUUGUGAUACUUCAGAGGAGAAGCACGAGAUUAUCUUGCCGGUAAUUUUUUUUGUGUCAAAAAAAGAGAUAUAAAUAAAAAACAAAUUCAUUAAUUAGUGUGUGUUUUAAUAACAACAUUUUAGUUAACAAUUUAAAAAACAUUUAGCUCAUUUUUUAAAUCGAUCAUAAAUUAUUUAGAGCGGGAAAUUUUUGAAUUUUAAAAAACAUUCUCACACGUGUGUGUGGGAAAAUUUUAAUACAAAUUUCUUUUAAAUAAUUAAAAAAUAAAAUUAGAUUUUUUUAAAAACAAGUGUCGGAUAAUACAAAAUUAUGGAUUCACCUGUCAUUGUGGACACUGCAUCUAAAUUUGGCAGAAAUCUGGACCUUGGUUUUCCAUUUGAUGACGAAGGUUUUGGACGACGAAGUGAUAUAAGAAGCCACUUGGACGAUUUAGCAGCAAGACAUCCAGAAUUUGCUGAUCAUUUAUUGGGUCCAGCUUGGGGUGAUGCACCAUUUACUGGUAGUCUAAGAAAUCGUCGUCGUGGUUCAUCAAACAAUACUAAUAACAAUAAUCAUCAACAUCAUCAUCAAUCAAAUAAUCAAGACGAGGAUACACGUAGUCAAGCAAGUGGUAGCAGUGCAACAAGUGCAGCAAGUGGUGCCAGUGGUGUAUCAUCACACGGUGAACCAGAACAAUUAUAUCAACAACAACAAGAACAACAAGAACCAACAACAUCAUCAACAACAACAACAAAUAAUAAUAAUAAAAUUCCACAAUACGGUUUACGUAAUACAGUUGAUAUUGGACAACAUCGUCAUAAUAUUAUGAAUCAAGAUAAAGAUAAUCGUGGUCAACGUUCAAUGUCAGCACCACCAGAAAAUCGUCAAGGUACUGAUGAACAACAAAUACCAAAUCAAAAUAUACAAAAUAAUCCACGUUUUGUAUCACGUGUUGAUAUAACACCACAAAUUAAUCCAUUAACUGGUGAAAAAAUUAAUCAAUCACCACCACAACAACAACAACAACAACAGCAACAACCAUCUUCACAACAACAACCAUCAUCAUCAUCAUCACAACAACAACCAUCAAAUGUAAGACAUAUACCAAUAUUUGUUGAAGGACGUGAUACACCAGUUGUACCAAAAAAUAUUGAUGAACCAAUUUAUCAUCGUCCACAUCAGCCAUCACCACCACCAAGAUUUCAUCGUGAUACUACACAAUAUGAUAUACCACCAGAAUUUCAUUCACCGCCACAUUUUCAAAGACCAUCACAUUUUAAUCAACAUUAUGUGAAUAAACAUAAUCCAUGGUCUGGUUUUCAAGAUCAAUUUUCAAGAGAUACAUUUGAUCAUCCUGGUUUACGUAAAACAACACAACAAACAAAUUCUUCAGCAGCACCAACAACAACAACACCAUCAUCAGCUGCUUAUCGACAAAAUAAAUUUAAUAAUAAUAACAAUAAUAAUAUUAAUGAUAAUUUUAAUAAAACAAAAAAACAAUCACAUCAUGAUGAUGUUGAUAAUGCAACUGUAACAGAGCCACCAGUGCGUAAACAAACAGUACCAAUUGAUGCACUUGAAAAAGUAUCAUUGGUACAAAAUGAAGUUGAUUCAUUGACUGAGCAAGUUAAAUUAUGGAAUGGUAAUACAAGAAAAGAUAAACAGUAUAUUUAUCUUGAUGAAAUGUUAACACGUGAAUUAAUAAAGUUAGAUGAUAUUGAUACUGAAGGAAAAGAAAAUGUUAGACAAGCUAGAAAAAAUGCAAUUAAAAGUAUACAAGAUUCAAUUAGUUUACUUGAAUCAAAAGCACCAAUUGGUGAUCAAAUAAAUAAUAAUAAAAUUAUUGAACAACAACAGCCAAUGGAUAUUCAAGCUCCUGAAGUUGAAAAAGUACAAGUUGAUAAUAAUGUAGAAAAAAUGGAAAUUGAAAAAAAGUCUGAAAAUGAAGAUAUUGCUAAUAAGGCAAUUCCAUUACCACCAGGACCUGCAAGUUUAUCACCAGUACAAUCAACAUCUGAUAAUCAAAUUAAUUUACAAAAUAAAAAUGAUGAUAAAAUUAUUGUUGAUCCAAAUGUUGCUAUUCCAUUGGAAGCUGCUCCAGUUGCACCAGAAAUCAAAAUGGAUGUACAAUCAAACGAAGUAACACAAAAUAAUGAUAAUAAAGUUAAUGAAAAAAAUAAAAAUAAUGAUGAUGAUAAAAAAACAUUAAAAAAAAUGAAAAAAAUUAAAAAACAAACUCCAAUUUCAAGUGAACCAAUUCCAUUGCCAGCACCGGAAAUACAUCAGACAUUAAAAUAAUAAUAUUAAUUUAAUUUAAUAAUAAUUUUUUUUGUGAAAAAUAUGUACUUGAUGAACUGAUUUUUUUUUUUUUUUUUUCUUUUUUUUUCUUUUUCAUAAUUGCUAUUCGUAAUAUAUUUAAAAUUUUUUUGAUAGGCUAAAUUAGGAGACUGAUUACUUGUUUCAGUUUCAGCUUGUUAAUUUUUUUUUUAAUAUUAUCAAGCUGGUAUAGCCCUUAAUAAUUAUUUUAAUAAUAAAAAAAAUUUGUUUUUAUUAUUAUCAGUGUUGUAAAAAAAAAACACAUCGUGUUUGUUAUAAAGUGAUUUUUUUUUUUUCUAAUUUUAUUUUUUACGCAAAAAGGCAGUUUAAUAUUAAAAAAAAAAAAUUUUCUAUUGUCUUUAUAUUGUUUCAUUCAAGCCUUUUGUGAUUAUUCAAAAAAAAACAUUUUUUGUUUAUCUAUAAAGAUUAUUUUUGCUUCUCUAGUCUUUUGGCAUUCUUUCAAAUUAAUUAAAUCAUUCGAAUAAAUUGAAUACAUGUGUAUUGUAGUUGAAAAAUGAAUAAAUAAAUAAAUAAAAAAAUA
Molecule: messenger RNA, 3055 nt
Organism: Aphidius gifuensis
Lineage: Eukaryota; Metazoa; Arthropoda; Insecta; Hymenoptera; Braconidae
Gene: stv
Product: BAG domain-containing protein Samui
Exons: 2
Coding region: 529-2496 (655 amino acids)
Biological process (GO): protein stabilization
Cellular component (GO): membrane; cytoplasm; cytosol
Molecular function (GO): adenyl-nucleotide exchange factor activity; protein-folding chaperone binding
Source: RefSeq, a predicted model, not a curated record